Molecule: messenger RNA, 478 nt
Organism: Aplosporella prunicola CBS 121167
Lineage: Eukaryota; Fungi; Ascomycota; Dothideomycetes; Botryosphaeriales; Aplosporellaceae
Exons: 1
Coding region: 83-418 (111 amino acids)
Source: RefSeq, a predicted model, not a curated record
UCGCUCGCAGCCAUCGGAUCUAUUUUUGGCCGCACCGAGCGGGGGACGGGCCGAGCGGGCAUCACGCGGACCCAUCCGUGCCAUGAUCCAUCCACCCAUCCCAGAGCACAUCGCAUCGCUGGCAGCAGCAGUGGCGACGGAGCGCGGCACAGCUCCGUACGCAAGCCAAUACAGACGACCCGAUCUCUCGGACUCUUCUUCUUCUUCUACUCUAACUAGCACUCCUAUUUGUAAGUCGACAGCGUCCGCCGUCUCCGCCGCCACGGCCCUUGACAUCAGCCGAGCCAGCCCGGCGCGGGGCCGGGACCUCGUAUCGUCUUCCAGAAAGGCGAUGGCGCGGCGAUCGGGAGGACGGGAUUGGGUGGAGGCAGGGCGGGCGCUCGAAAGGGGAAUACGAGAUGGUCUGUGGGCCGGCUAGAGUAGUUUGUCCUCGGCUGCACUACUGACGUCGGCCUGCGCGAGAGCUGAGAGCUCACGG